AUGAUGGAGCUGCAGAUAGACGAGGUGGUCUACCAGGACGACUACGGCUCCGGAUCCGUGAUGUCCGAGCGGGUCUCCGGUUUGGCCAACAGCAUCUACCGGGAGUUCGAGCGGCUGAUCCGCAGCUACGAUGAGGAGGUGGUGAAGGAGCUGAUGCCGCUGGUGGUGAACGUGCUGGAGAACCUGGACGCGGUGUUGACGGAGAACCAGGAGCACGAAGUGGAGCUGGAGCUGCUGAAGGAGGACAACGAGCAGCUCAUCACCCAGUACGAGCGGGAGAAGGCGCUGAGGAAGCAGGCUGAGGAGGUGAGUGACCCCCGGGGGCCCUACCCCACAUCAUCCUCACCACACCUGAAUCCUCCACAGUCAUCCGGAUUCAUGUGACUCAUGUUUGGGCCUGUGACAUGAUAGUGGCAGGAUGAUUCUGGGCCUCAGUGCUGCUGACACACGAUCAACCCAGAUUUAAAGGGAUAUUCCGACGUAAAAUUAAUUAAGGGUCUUUCUUCUCUAGUUAUACCAACUUUAGUAACGACCGCAGGAUAGAAAUACACAGCGGUCUGAGGAGCCAUAAACAAACCUCAACCAAAACGCCACUCUAUAGCCACAAAUAAUGCAAGACCUCAGGCCAGUCCAUUACGGACUACAGCGGGGUGCCGCAGCUCAAGGAAGAACAUUUAUGAUCAUUUCUUCAUGGAAAUACAAUCAGACCGAGACGCUAAGACAGAAGAACUACAGCGUCUGUAAAAUGAUUAAUAUGGUGAUUAUUACUUCAAGGAAAUGGGGCGGUAGAGCAGUCAGCCAAUAACUGGAAGGUUGGCGGUUUGAUUCCCCCUAUCCCGAGUCUGUCUGUUGGGUCCUUGCUCCUAGUGUGUGUCCUCCACUGGUGUGUGAUUGUGAGUGUUGUGUGGUGGUGGUCAGUGAGGCCGUAUGUGCAAACUGGCAGCCAUGUUUCCAUCAGUCUGCCCCAGGGCAGGUGUGACUACUCAGGUAGUUUACCAUCAGGGUACGACAGUGUGAGCGGAUGAAUGAUGUUUCCAAGUGCUUUGAGGUCACUGACAAAAAGCGCUUUAAAAUCUGAUGCAUAAUUAUUAUUAUAUGUUCUUCCUUGAGCUGCGGCACCCCGCUGUAGUCUGUAAUGGACUGGCCUGAGGUCUCUCUACAAACAAGUGGCUGCUUUAGUGUCUCUUUGCUAAAGAAAUGAGUCAAAGUUAAAAAGAUGUUUGGUGUCUAGUACUAUGUCUGUGACCCUAUAUGUCCUGUUGAUGAAGUUAGGUGCUGUUCUGAGCAUUAUUUGUGGCUAUAGAGUGGCGUUUUGGUUGGGGGCGUGGCUCUCUGCAUUACUGUCCUGCGGUCAUUACUAAUUACAAAAUUAAUUUUACGUCAGAAUAUCCCUUUAAGGAAAUCUAGACUAAACAUGUUGAUUCAUCCUUUUUUACCGGGCAGGUAAGUUCAGGUGUGAAGGGGAGAGUCCUGCAGAAAGGAGAGUCUUUAUUUAGAACCUCCUAGUUUGAGGAACGGUGAAAUCUUCUAACAUUAAAGUUUCACUCUCUCAUAAACAUCAUCUUAAUAAGUGCUCACACAAAUAUGUGGACCCUGAAUGCAUCACGCUGCACAACAUAACACCACCUGAGACACCUGAUCCAUCCACACACACAAACCAGUGCAGCUGACAUUUACACACAAUAAGCUCAGAGCUGUGUUUGUGUCGCCUGUUUCCAGGUGAAGAUGAUACCUGUGACCGUGUGGAGCAUGACUGUGGAGGAUGGGUUUAGUGUGUCCGAGGUCAUGUGUUCGUAGGAAUGUGUCUGUAGUGUCUGUAGUUCUGGUUUAUACGGAGUCAACAUGAACAAAGUCUGGACUCGUAUACGCUCAGCUUCAGACAGACGGCGUUUAGUUCAUGUUUUCACACUUACACAUGAAAUAUAAAGAUGACAGCAUGAGGCAACAACAGCUGUUCAUCGUUAUAUUCAGGGUGAAGUCUCUUUCUGAGCUGCAGAGACGAAUGUCUGAAAAUGCUGUGAGGAGAAACCAGACGACUGACUGAAGAAACAGACAGACUUAACUUUCUUUAAACUAGGGCUGAGCGAUGAAACGAUUACGAUAUAUUUUUCAAAAAAUUAAUAUAAAACAUGAUCAAUAAGCUUUUCAAUAGUCGGCAUUCUGCCAUGCUUUGAUCGAUUAUACCAAUAGUCGGGCUGCGGCGGUAUGCUUUUCUCCCAAUUUGAUUCCUCUACGAUUUUUUUAUGCCGAUUUGAUUUAAAUUGCGAUUCUACGAUAUUGUUGAUUUUCUCAAUAUUUAUUCUGCAUUUUUAACUCCAGUGAAUCAGUCGAAUGAUUAUGAUUGUCUACUGACUGUUUCAGGAACCAUAUUUCCACAAUAAAUACACGUCACAUGUGAGUCAGUUUUUAAGAUUUAUUCUUAACCCUUUAAAGCCUUUUGAAUCAUGUUUGAUAAACUUCUAUCAAAUCAAUAUUAUCAACAAAUUACAGAAAAACACCUGAAUACAUGAAAAACACCUGAAUACUAAAAUCGAUUUAAAAAUUGUAAAACAAAAAGUCACGGUACCGAAGUGAAUCGACUUUUUCUCCCACCCCUAAUGAACAGCCAAUGAAAAGGGGAGUUUCUCCAGGUCCACUUCGCUCUGAACCAAUCAUGUUCUGAAUUAGAACCAAGUAUCAAACAGCUGCGUCGUAGCAGACAGCAGCUACACCCAACCAUAGCACUUUAACAGGUGAAGAGACACACAGACCUCACAGAUGCAGGAGAUUAUUGUGUUGGAAAAGACAUGAGACCAAUAAACACUGUUAGAUUUUUAUAUCGUGAUAUUGAUCGAUAUCAGCUGAUAUGGAAAACAAAUAUAUCCUGAUAAACUUUUUCCCAGAUCUCCCAGCCCUACUUUAAACCCUGAUGAUAUAUUUGAGUGUUCAGAGAUCUAGUAUUAUCAGUCUUGUAUCAAUAACAGCUGAUAUGACAGUGUUGCAUAUUUAACUGUAUUGGCUCGUAAACAGACAGCAGACAUGUUUUCUGACGGUGUUUCUAAGAGGACCGAUCUCCACCUUCAGCGCUCUGCUGUCAUUCCUGGGCAGACACACGGAUCAGCUGACGUCUGAUAUUCAAAUCUAUGAUCAGAUAAUAUUCAAACACAGACAGACAGACAGACAGACAGACAGACAGACAGACAGACAGACAGACAGACAGGGAGGACGUGAUAAUAACGUAGUUUAUGCAGAAACUGUCAGAGAGGCUCUGAGGGCGUUUUCAGAAACAGGAACACAGACGACGACAAAAGUGGACAUCAAUAUGGAGCGAUCAGAUUACAGCUGAACAACUCCUCCUCCAGGAAAUCUGUUUUUCUUCUCUCUCUCUCUCUCUCUCCCUCUCUCUCUCUCUCUCUCUCUCUCUCUCUCUCUGACAGCACGGAGCAUCUUUAAUCCUCCUUCCUUCCCUCCAUCCUCAGAGGCCUCAGAGUAUCACUGUCAGCCCUGCUGCUAUCAGCUUAGCUCAGCUUUUAGUCCGUUUCAUCGUCUCUCUCUCCGCUGUGUUCCCUCCUCGUCUCGGUUAUCUAGUUUUUUAUUUCAUGUAAGCCGUUCAGUUACAGAGGGCGGUGUGGUUCAUUUUUAAAGAUCCGUGUUAGUCUGUUUAAUCGGCUUUAAAUAUCAGGAGAGGAAAAACUUCAGUGAGCAUCAACAGAGUUUUUUUUUUCACUCAUGAUGCCGACAGGUCCGGGUGUUUGUUAUUCUAAAACAACAUCAGCAAACAUCACCGAGACGGUUUACAGCAGAGGAGCAGCUGCAGAUAAAGAACAUCUUCUUUAAAGCUCCUGUCAGGAACUUUCUGUUUGGGAGGAUUUUGGCGCCCCCUGUGGAGAAAACAGGACAAACAUCAUUAAGCUCAUGCUUCAAACUGAGACUGUGUUAAAAAUCAGACUGUGACGCUCCUAAUAUUCACAACUGCUGAAACGUUUGUCCGUUAAAAAACUGCAGGAUUACACAAUUUUAAUUAUGAUUAAGAGCAGAGCCAUCUUUCUGUCCACAGGGGGCGCUAAAGCUGACACAAACAGAGCUAAAAGACAGUCAAACAGAAGUAAAGUUAGAUGAGCUGAUGCAGACUUUGAAACAGUCGUUCAGAGAGGAAGUGACUGAAGCGUAAAUUAUACUUUAACUUCAGCGAGGCGACAAAUCUGAGCGACACAAAAACAGACGGUUUAUUCUGAGUGUAUCAGAGGGGGAGGGGAAUCAAUGGAGAUCAAUAAACACUGAGGACGUCUCGACUGACACUGUAACCUGAUUUUUCCUGAUUUUGAGCAGAGACAGAUGAACAAAAACAGAGAGGGAGAAACAGGCGCAGGUUUGGGAAGAUGGCGAGUUAGUGUGCAGAGCGGGUCGAGGACGAUGACGGCGAGAAAACGGAGCAGGAGGAGAAAAAAACCACAACGCUGCUUCUCUCACAGGACAGAGAGAGAGCAGAGGAUCAGGUUACAAGGUUAUUAGGCUAAAAAAAAAACACCGCUCCCUGUCUGCGUCUGCGUCUGCGUCUGCGUCUGCGUCUGCAGGCCUCACACACAUCCAGGACCUGAGUUUGUUAACGGCUGCAGUCAUCUGCUGGUUUUGUAUCUGUUACUGUGCUGAGUUCACACUCAGAGGUGAUAAUUGGUAAAGAUUUAUCUUCACUGCUCCUCCAGAGACUUGUUAUCACCUCUCAACAUGAAACCUGAAGUUUUUCUCCUGCAUGUCGUCUGAUUUCAUCCUCAGCUCAGUCGAUAGUGAAGCUGCUCUGUGCGUUAUUAUUUGAUCAGGAUUUCUUUUACUUAAACUCUGCAAAAGUCUGAAAUUAUUGCAGUAAAAUAAAGAUAUGACAUAAAGAAGCUGAGAUGAUGAAGUGGUGAGGGUUCAGAGCUGAACGAGUGUUACAGACUCAGAGAUGAUGAAACCAUGAAGAGCAGCAGACAGAAACUCUGAGUUUGGUCUCUGUCAUAUUUCUGCAGUUAUCACACAGGACUGAACUCUGUCAGCACUUUGUUCCCUCUUACAGAGCAGACCUGCAGCACGCUGUGAAAACUUGGAGAGGGACUACGUCGCAGUCAGAUGCUGCAGUAUUAUGGUGCACUUUGAUCCCAAACGCUCUGCAGAGCGAGGAGGUUUAGGUGCUGGAUUUAAGUUAAAGUAGAGGAUAUAAGACCGAUCAGGAUCAGGCCUCACUGUGGAGCAGGAUGGAGGAUGUUUUUACACGUAACUCUGCAUGAACAGAAAACAGAAGGAGAGUUUCUCAUUUCAGCUCCAGAAAAAAACACCUGGAGAUGUUUCAGAGUGAAGAGUGAGGACUCCUGUGGUUCCUCCGGGUUUAUGUUGUUUCAUAUACAUCAGUACAGGCUGAAUCUCAUCAGGAGUUGUUUUAAGUUUUUCUUGAAAACCAGUUUUGUGUUUGAAUUUUUGAUAUGAUUAGGUAUUGAUUUCCAUCCUGUAACGGUUCGAUUGGUGAAAGUUGAUUGAAGUAGUUUGUCACGAUAUCAUCUCAGUGUUUAGUCCAGUUCAGUUCAGGGUCUAAAAUGAAGCCGAGCAGCUUCGCCUCUCUUACCUGUUCCACUUCUUCUCUGGUAAGUAACAGGCUCAGUCCAGGAUCACAGACUCGCACAUGUCUGGAUCCUAAACCGUAUAUUUUGUUUCGUUUAUGUUCAGCACUAGUUUAUUCUCAGUAACCAAUCAGCUGCUGCUGUAAGUUCAAUAUUCAGUGUGUUGUUUAACUCCUUCAGAGUGGAUGCAGCUCUGUACACAGUGGCAUCAUCUUCAUCUUCAUCUUCACACACAACCACAGUAGAUUUAUUUGAUGGUAAAGUCAUCUGUGAAUAUGGAAAAUAAAAGAGGGCCUAAGGAACCUGAAAUAAUCUGCGUGUUCGUCCUUUUCCACGCAGUUAUUCUCUUCUUCUGUGUGACUGUCUGAAGGGUCAACAUCCUGGACUCUGGCUGCAGAGCUCAGUGUUCAACCUCAGGAGAUACGGCUGUGUCUGGACUCGAUCAGGACCGUUUAUUCAGUUUGAACGUUCAUGUUUUACAGGAAGAGUCUCGUUUAUUUGACGUUUUUCUUCAUUUGUGCAUAAAUCAGGAUUGUUGUUCCCCUCAGCUGUGAUCGGGUCCUUCUGCAGGUCCUCGUGUAGUUGGAGCAGCUCGGCCCGCUCACGUAUCUGCUGCAUGUUGGUGUUAGCGUGGUCCGCCUGCAUUCAGAGGAUUAGAGUAUUAGGACUGUGAGGACUUUCUGCACCGAAAAAAGGACGUCAUUGUGAACAGCUUUAUGAGAAAAAACACCCAAACAGGCGGUGAGGAAAGGAAGGAGCUGUGUUUACAAAUACAGGCUCCUCACAGUGUGUGUGAACUCUGCAGCCAGCUGAGGUUCUUAUAAAGAUCCUCUGAUGGAGACAAAGUGUUCGAACUGUAGCAGCCGUGUUACAAUCAUGCCUGUUCAUGACGUUUACUCCUGUUUCUCUCCAUCAGAAAUUCAUUGAAUUUGAAGAUGCUCUGGAGGCCGAGAAGAAGGACCUCCAGGUUCAGGUGGAGUUUCUGGAGCUGCAGGGGAAACAGCUGGAGCUCAAGACGAAGAACUACUCCGACCAGAGUGAGUGAACCGGGACCGUGACACUGCACACCGGGAUGAGGGUCAAAGUCCGAGUCAAAGUCAGGGUCACAGCAGUUAAACAAUCACAACCCGACAUCAGACUGAAUAUUUAAGAAGGAAAGAAACCAAAACACAAGAAAAGUCAUGGAGGAUCUUCACAGAGACAGACCUGGAGUCAGAAACCCUCAUGAUUUUUUUAAAGUAAUAAUUCGCUCCUUAAACUCUUAAACUCUUAAAUCUGUAAAUCCACUUUAAAGAAAUUUAACCAGGAAAAUAGUUUAAAAAAAGGUUCAGGCUGUUUUAGGUCACUCACUCUUCAAACUCGGCUUCUUACGCUGAUAUUUUAUUUUCCAUCAAAAACAAACAGGAAGUCACUCGGCGGAUCAGAAAUGACCGUACUCUGCGUGUUCACCUGCCUCACCUGAUCAUUCCUGCUGUUUGAUUUUCUGUUUCUGUCUCUCAGUCACUCGGCUGGAGGAGCGAGAAUCAGACAUGAAGAAAGAAUACAACGCUCUGCACCAGCGCCACACUGAGGUGAGAGUCCGAACAACACUCACUGUGAGCUGAAUGAUCAUUUUUAAAGACCUGACAGAGGAACCUGCAGAUUCACUUAAACUGUAGAUGUGGCCGUGAGCAUCCACUGACAUCACAGCUUUUUAAACUCUGUGCGUCUGUUUUUAAUGACACUUAUCUCCUGUGGUUGUUUGUUUGACAGAUGAUUCAGACGUACGUAGAGCACAUAGAGCGGUCCAAAAUGCAGCAGGCGGGGAGUAACAGCCAAUCAGACGGCCCUGGCUGUGGACGAACGUGAGUCAUUUCAUGAGUCUGUCUGUGUGUGUGUGUGUGUGUGUGUGUGUGUGUGUGUGUGUGUGUGUGUGUGUGUGUCUGUUUUCUUCCUCACUGUAUUAGAUUAAAACUCUCACCCGUCAUUGUGUUGCUGAUGUUUGUGUUUCGUCCUGAGUGUACCUGACCUCACCUGUGUAGACGUGGUCGACGUUGUGUUGGUGUUUGAUCACGAGUCGUGAUGAACAGCUGAUGCCUCCCACUCACAGAGAGGAGAGGAAGUGUGUGAAAACCCACAGAAAUACGAGACACCGGGGAAAAGAGACGAAAAAUGAGAGUUUAGAGUUUGUGUCUGAGAAACUGACCGAGCACAGGCCCUAUUUUUUAUAUUGUAUAUUUAUUUAUAUCUAUAUUUAAACUUCUCUUUAAAUUUAUAUUGUUUUAAUAUUUAUCAUUUAUAAUUAUAUAAAAUAUUUAUACUUAUUGAUUUUUUUAUUUUAUAUUUUUGAUAUAUUAUUAUUGUUAAUUAUAUAUUUAUAUUUAAAGUUACAAUUUAAUAUUUUUAUUUAUAAUAAUUUAAAAAUUAUAUUAAUUUUUAAUAUUUAUAUUUAUUUUAUAUUUAUAUUUAACAUUUAUAUUUAACAUUAAAAUUUAUAUUUAUAUUUAAUAUUUACAUUAAUAUUCAUAUUUAUAUUUAAUAUUUAUGUUAAUUAUAUAUUUGAUAUUUAGUGUUUAAUUCUUUAUUUUUACAUAGAAAUUUGAUAUUGUAUUUAUUUAACCUUUAUAUUUAUAUUUGUAUCUUACUGUUAUUUUUAUGUAAUAUUUUUGUAUUUAUAAUUAUAAUUAUGUUAUAUUGAUAUUUAUUUUAUGUAAAUAUUUAUUUUACAUUUAUUUUAUAUCUAUGUUUAUAUUUUAUAUUUAUAUUUAUUUAAUAUUUAUAUUUAUAUUUGUAAGCCUAUCGGCCAUCAUGACCACCCAUGUCAUCUAAUGAAACACAUUUCAGGAGAAACGUCUAAACUAAGGUCAGUUAAUCUUUCAACAAAGAACUGGAAAUCCUGGACCCUCUAAAGAGCAGACGGUCCACCAGACUAGUCCUCAGCUCCCGGCCCAAAUCCAGUAUCCCUGAUGGUCUGUAGAUCUUCCUGAACCAGUUUAAAUCCAGUAUCCCUGAUGGUCUGUAGAUCUUCCUGAACCAGUUUAAAUCCAGUAUCCCUGAUGGUCUGUAGAUCUUCCUGAACAGACUCUAAAGUUAAAACCCUGAAUGUCGACGGCGCUCUGAGUUUCUGAGGAUGUUUACAGGAGAGUGUGAAACCAAAAACAGCUGUUUGUGUUUUUGUUUGUUUGUUUUCAUGAGUCACGGCGCAUUUCUGUCUGCUGUCUCUCUCUAAUCGUGUCUGUCUGUCUGUCUGUCUGUGUCUGUCUGUGUCUGUCUGUGUCUGUGCUGGCUUGGUCUCUGUGCUGCUGUUUUUCAGUCAACGCCACACAUGGAGGAAAAGGUAAAUCAAACAUGGUCCCACAGCUGUCCUCCUCCUCUUCCUUUAGCUCCUCCCUUAGCUCCGCCUACAUAUCGGCCUGCUCUGACCUAAAUGUGACCUUAUUCCCCUCCUUGUAUUCUUGUUCUCCAUGAACAAACGUCCCUGUAACUGUCUGCUGUCUCUGCUUGUGAAGAAAUAGAUUUAUGAACGAUGAGACGAGGAAUGAUUCAGACGCAGAUUUCCCAGUUUUCUCCGUCUCUCUUCUCCUCCUCCUCCUCCUCCCUCAUCAGCUCGUUUCUGUCUGUCUGCCUGCUCUGCUUGUCUGCCUCUUUCUGCAGAAAUGAUGUGCAAAGAGGAAACGUUUUAAUAGGUAUUGAUUGUGUCUGCUUUGGGGGAAUAAGGUUUGAUUUCAGCGCUGCAAAAACACAGAAUCAGAGCCGUGCAUGUCCUGUUUUCUGCAGAGAAGCAGAAGUUUGGUGAUUUAAUCUGCAGCCUGUACACACCACUUCAGUCAGUUUGAUCAGCUUCACACUGAAACUCAAUCCUUCUGCUUUGAUUUACUGUAAAGGUUGAACUUAAACUCAGUCACAGUCCUGAGAGGAAAACUCUGAAAGUUUCAGCAGACUAGGUUUAAAGAUAAAACCAGAAACCUCUGACUACUAAAGUGUUGAAAAAGCUGCUUCAUCUCGACACGAAUGAAGAUUAUUUUUAAUUCAGAUCCAGAUUUUAGACUCAGCUGGAUUGUCGGUUGCACUGAUUUGAGCGUCUUUUUCCUGAAAAAUGUCGUCAUCUCCCUUUUUGAAUCUUUACUGCAUCAGUUAAUUAAAUUAAAAGGAAAUCAUAAAAGAAUUAAACGACUGCAGAGACAGAAUAUCCAGGACAGGAUUUACAUGUUUCCAGAAACUCAUGAAUCGUUUCAUCAAAUUCAGCAAAAAGUACAAAAUCUAAAUAAAAUAAUGAUAAAAAUCAGAAAAUUAAUGAUAAUAAAUGUUUUUUUUUUUCAUUUUCUACUGUUAUAAUAUUUAAAACAAACCCAUCAGCUGUUUUUAACUUUGACCAGACUGGAGGUUCAGGUGAAUUCUGCUGUAAAUUCUGACACCCGUCUCCUCGGACCCUCAGCAAACAAACGAAGAAAAUCUUCCUCCUGAAAAAACUUUAUUUAUGUUCGUUUGCAUUUUUGCAUCUUUUGCAUGUGAGGUCAGGACUGAUCCUGGAGGGGCGGGUCAAAUCUGGGUCAUGAGGACUCUUUCUCACCUCCUUCUCCUCUCCUCUCCUCUCCUCUCCUCUCCUCUUCCUCCCCCUUCCUCCUCUUCUUCUGUGUCUUUUCUGCCAGCAGCAAAGCGGAGCGCCCGCCGUCAUUGAGCCUGUACCCGAGCGGCGAGGGCAUGGUACGUGGGGGUCUCGGGGGGGCUAGGAUGGUGCCCGGGAAAGACAUCUGGCAGGUCAGCGAGCUCGGUCGGUCUACCUUCCGCUCCGCCUCUCAGGUGGGACAGACCUCACCUGUCCACCUCCUCCACAACCACAAACGCUGCCCGGGGAGUGGAAAGGGGAGGGGCCAGCCUUGCUGCUGCCCGUCCUGCUAGCCACACCCACACGGACCACCCCCCUCCACGCCUGCUUGUGUCGUUUUUGUGGAGCUUUAAUGUUCACUGUAAUCUCACCUGUAAUCCGGACCCGCCCAGGUUCUGGUGUCGACUCAAGCAGGCAGGGGUCCAUGUUUUCUUUGUGUCGCUCUGUGAUGGUGGAGCUUCUUCCAUGUGUCCUUUUAGUUUGAGCUUUUCUAUGUUCUCGAUGCCACUCAUAUGCUCAGGUGUGACGGCAUGUUCAAACACACGAACACUGUAACGCUCAGAGAAACACGCAGGUAAGAAACACGAGAGGAGCUUAGAGACGGUUAUAGGUACAACAGUGAGGCCGAGUACGGUGGCCCUGAAGGGUAACAGCACAUUCUGAGACGACAAAAACAAAAAUGACUUUACUGUGUGCAGCAAUUCUUUACUAAAAGAUAAAAAUAUUAGAUUUAAAACACCAGAAAUAUUUCAUGAAACAAAAACACACAAAACUCAAAGUGAGCGCACAAAAACAAGUUUACAAAACACAAAAACACAAAAUAUUUAAAAAACAACUUUAAUGAAACGCAGAAGCAUUUUAUAAAAGGGAAAAAAAUUACAAACAGAAAGUGUCAAAAUAUUUCAUGUUAUCUCAGAAUAUUUAAAAACACAUUUUCAUUUUUUUAUGAUUUAUUUAUCAGACAAAGUUUUUUUUUUUUUAGUAAAUUUUUAAUAAUUUGUUUUAUUUAGUAUUUUUUUAAUUUUUCAUGAAAUUUUUGUUUUAAAUAUUUUACCACUCAAUAAAUAGUUUCUCUUUUUUUGAAAUGAUUAAUUUUUUUAUUUUAACAGCAUUUGUUUUUGCAUUUCAUUAUUCGUUCUGCAUUUAGUUAAAUGUUCUCGACAUUCACAGAAAUAUUUUUGCAUUGUAAUUGUUUGUACAUUUGGCCUUCAGGGCCACCGUACCACAGAUGCUGAAAACUGUUUUAAAAAGAAUCAGAGACAAAAAACUCUGAUCCCACGAAAAAAAGUCUUAAAAAUAUUAAAUAUAUUCUUUUAUCUUCUUUCUAAAUGUUCCUCUCUGCAUGUUCUCGGUGGUUUUAUUAUCUAUUUUACUAAAAUUAAAACCUCCUUAUUUUCAGUUUAAAGUGGCCCUAAAGUGAAAAUUUUAAACUCUUUGUCUGAAACUUUUUUUUACGUAGUAAAGUGAAGUCUGCCGGAGUCGCUUUUGAUUUCGUCUUUUGGCGUCACCUCGUCAGCUAAACUGACGAACAGACCUUCCCUCCACGCCAUGACGCUCACGCUUCGCUCUCUCUCCUUCUCCUCAUCAUCCUCUUCCUCUCAUAAACGCCGCUCUGCAUCAGGAGGACGGAUCCGAGUCGGACUCUGUUGCAGCGACGCCGAGCAGCACAGGAAGCAAGUCCAACACGCCCACCUCAUCCGUCCCCUCCGCCACCGUCACCCCCAUCAACGAGGGCUUCCUCCCAGACUUUGACGCCAUGAGGGCCGGGAACCGCAGGAAAAGUGCCAAGAGGCUCAGCAGGAACAUGGAGGUGCAGGUUUCCCAGGAGACCAGGAACGUCAGCAUCGGUAAGAAGGCGCCGAUAAGAGCGUCCAUCGUCAUGGAGACGGUCUCUGUUCAACGUCUCUGUGCUGUUUGCAGGUAUGGGCAGCAGCGACGAGUGGUCCGAGUUUCAGGAGAUCAUCGACUCCACCCCCGAGCUGGACAUGUGUGUGGAUCCCCGAGUGUACGGAGGAGGAAACAGGUGAGACAGACUCAGUCCGGGUUUGAUUUUAUGGACUCAGAGUUACGUCUGAGAACCAAAGAGGCAGAGACUGAAAAAAGGAGAGUUUUCAGGUGUUUACUUUAACACAGGCAGAAAAAAAGGAACUUAACUGAAAAUAGGCUGAAGGCUGUCCGCUCGAGUCCUCGCAGAAAACUGAAGCAGCAGGAGCACACCGAGGAGCAAAACCAAAAAACAAACUUAGCCUCUGAGUUUCCUGGAAAAACUCUCACCAAAAACAGCAAAAAACGUCACAUUAGAACGGUUCGAUAGGAGAAUCAACAGCAUGUAGGACUUUACCGACUGGACAGGAUCACCUCACAGAGCGGCGGAGUCUGGAAACGUCUCAGACUGAGACUGAGAGCAGGUGUGUCGCUGCUGCAGCUCCAAGAGGGAGAGCUCACCAACCAACCAGCUGCACCAACCUCCUCAAAUACUGAGGGAGGAAAAACAGAACAAACAGACAAACAAACAAACAAGAAAGAAAGAAACAAACAAACAAACAAACAAGAAACAAACAAACAAGAAAGAAACAAACAAACAAACAAACAAGGAAGAAACAAACAAACAAACAAACAAACAAGGAAGAAAGAAAGAAAGAAACAAACAAACAAACAAGGAAGAAAGAAAGAAACAAACAAACAAACAAGAAACAAACAAGAAACAAACAGACAAACAAACAAACAAACAAACAAGAAACAAACAAACAAACAAGAAACAAACAAACAAGAAACAAACAAACAAGGAAGAAAGAAACAAACAAACAAACAAACAAACAAGAAACAAACAAACAAACAAACAAGAAACAAACAAACAAACAAGAAAGAAACAAACAAGAAACAAACAAGAAAGAAAGAAAGAAAGAAACAAACAAACAAACAAGAAACAAACAGACAAACAAACAAACAAACAAACAAGAAACAAACAAACAAGAAACAAACAAACAAACAAACAAGAAACAAACAAACAAACAAGAAACAAACAAACAAGAAAGAAACAAACAAGAAACAAACAAGAAAGAAAGAAAGAAACAAACAAACAAACAAACAAACAUGGAAGAAAGAAAGAAAGAAACAAACAAACAAACAAGAAACAAACAAACAAACAAGGAAGAAAGAAACAAACAAACAAACAAGGAAGAAACAAACAAACAAACAAACAAGAAACAAACAAGAAACAAACAAACAAACAAGAAACAAACAAACGAAACAAACAAACAAACAAACAAACAAGGAAGAAAGAAACAAACAAACAAACAAACAAGAAACAAACAAACAAACAAACAAGAAAGAAACAAACAAACAAACAAACAAACAGAAAAGAAACAAACGUCCAGAUCACAACACUCAGAAUAAAGUAAAAAAUCAUCUUCAGAGUUCAUGAAAACAGACCAGAGCGAGUGAAGCAGGUAAAAAAGGACAAAAACCUCAGAGCAGAGAGUUGAUCUGAUUCUGAUUAUUAUGGUGCACAUAGCUGUUUGGAUUAAUUUGUGGUCAGAUUAAUUAUUCCUGUAAUCUCUCUGAUGAAGGAGUUUUAAUUUUCAUAUUUUAUUUCAUUCAGUUCAUAAUUAAAACAUUUAAUCAAAGGAGCAGAAAGAAGAAAAACUCUGAUAGAGUCUGAACCUCUUUAUAUUCAUAAACAGAAUAAUCAAAAUAAAGAAAAGCUGCAGACAAACACGACUUUUUAUUAUUUCUGAUUAUCAAAAACAAAUUAUUCCACAUUUUUACACUAAACAAACAGACACAGACAUGUUUGAACAUAUUUCUCUGUUUUUACUCGACAGACUGACUUUUUAAAAACUUUGUUAAAGAUCAAAUUUGAUUUUAUCUUCUUUAUCUUCUUUAGUUUCUUUGUUCAGAUUGUUCCUCAAACUUCCUCCUCUCUCUGUAACUCGGCGCUCCGUCACUUUAGUUCUUAAUCUUUUUAAAUAUUUCUGAUCAUUUUAAAUUAUAAAAAACUUUCUCAGAUUUUCAGUUUUAUUGAGUCUGAAUAAUCCGCGUCAUGAUGGAGGACGGUUUCAGUUCCACUGCGUUAAAGUUGUGAUUGAAUGAAUUCACCCUUCAUGAUUUCUCAGCCCCUCUCAGGGCAUCGUGAACGAGGCCUUCGGCAUCAACACGGACUCUCUCUACCACGAGAUCAAAGACGCCAAGUCGGACAUCAUAGGAGACGUGGACGCCGGCGCCGAGCUGCUGGGUAAGAGUGGGACCUAAAACCUGGUCGUAUCUCUCUAAAGCAGAGCAGUCGAGUUAAACGGAGACGGUGUCCUCCUGAGGUGAUCGCUGCUCACCUUCAGGUCCAAAGACGGGGAGGACAAAUGCAUGUGUGUGUGUGUGUGUGUGUGCGUGCGCUAACAGUGUGAGUGUGUGAGCGGGCGGCUGCACCGACCCCGACUGUUUGCAUGGCUGAAGCAGAAAAACACUCCAUGCCAGCAGCUCAUCACCGCUCCUGGAGAACGUCCAGGAGCUCAUUGGCUGAUCCCUCAAACCUCACCUGUCCGCUCACGUAGUAACUCUGAGUUUAUCGUUUUAGACGUUUAUUUAUCCAAACCUCUGAGGGAGUUUGACUCACUUUAACGAUUAUUUCUGCACUCUGAGGAUCUUCAUAUUGGAGUCAGAUCUUUUUGUUUCAGGUCUGUUUUCUAUCAGAGCAGGAAGUUCUUCUUCUUCUUGUCCGUUUGUUAACCUCUCACCCGUUUUUCUUUUUCCCCUUUAUGUGCUUCUGCUGGUGACACCCAUAGGCGAGUUCUCAGGUGUGUAUCUGAGCAUGCAUUUGUUUUUUCUGUUACUCAGUCCACUCCUCUUUGACUCUCCAAACACUUCAACAAAAAAAACACCAACUGGAGCUUUAAAUGAAGGAAAACUCACAGAAAUCAGAGUUUAAUGAACAACCUGGAGACUGUCAGAGUUUAAGAAGGUUUGUGAUUUAGAGACUUAUUUAAUAGAAAACAGGACAGAUCAAAAACUGGAAUAUAAGAAUAUUUUUGUUUUAUGAAAAAAUAAAUAAAUACGGAAAAUAAAAUCAUUUAAAUAGAAACUAAAGAAACCCUGAAAUUAAGGUGGUCCUGAUCUUCAGGGCGAUAAAAACAGACUCUGGAUCCUCAGUUUUAAAGAGUAGAAGGUCCACCGUUACCCCUGAUGGUCUGGGGAUCAUCAGAGUCCAGGUCGUCUGUGAAGGCUCCAUUAGUGCUGAACUAGAUCUCCAGGUUCAGGAGCAUCAGGACUCUGGAGUUGGAGUCACUGCAUGAAUCGAUAUCCAACUCUUUUCUGGAAAGGACAUCUGGGCUUAGUUGAGACGUUUCGCCUAAAGCUGAACGUCUCAACAAAGUCCAGAUGUCCUUUCAACGAGGAACUAGAAAACAUAGAUGCUGCAUCCUCAGUUUUAAACAACAUCUCCAGGUUUAGGAGGAACAUCUGCGUCCAUCCAGACAUUCUGACAGCAGGGAUUACACUCUCAGACUCCAGAACCUGGUCUGCUGGACUCACUAAGGUCUACAGGAUGAGGAUCAUGAACCUAAAACCUCUUUUUAGAAACACGAGGCUGAAAUCAGAUUAAAUUCUUCAUAAAACAAAAAUAUUUGACAGUUUCUUCAUCUGAUCUGUGAACUUUGCUGAAAACCAUCCAGAGUCUCCUCUGAGGUCGUUCCUCUCCAUCAGAACCUUCAAAACUAAAAACUUUAUUUAAUUUCUAAUUAAAUCUUUUAGAUCUUCAGUGAUUUUAAAACUAAAUCCUCCCUGAUAGAUAGAUUAGUAGAAACUGUUUUUCUCUCCUUAAAGAUUCUUUAUAAUUAAUCUUCUUUAUUUUAGUUUAGAGAGAAAAACCUAAAAAAGUGUCUCUGGGACUUUUGAACCGUUAGGAUGAUAUUAAAGUCCUUUCAGCGCCAAAAGCAGCUUCUGCUCCUCCUCAGACUUACAGAAGUAAAAGCUUGUCAGCGUUGUCUCUCUCCUCUCUCCUCCUCUUCUCUGUCUCCUUGUUUCCUCUCCUUCUUCCUCUUCUUCUUCUUCUUUUGCCUCCAGUCCGUGAUGAUUUCUUCGGUAAGGCUCCUUGCCGACCCUCAUGGUCACGUUUGCUCGUCAUGUCAUUCCCUGACCUCCAGCUUUCACCUCCUCUUUGUGUUUGCUUCCUUCAGUUUCACCUCCUCACUCUUGUUUUUUAUCCUGAUCAUGAAGAGACUGAAAUGAUCUCAAACAAACACUCCUGGAGAAAAACCAUCAAAGUGAAUGAGAGUCGAACACGCCGUCAGCUGGUCUCCAGAAACUGUUUGUUUUAUUUCAGUGAAGUCAUUAAAUUAACGUUUAAUAUCUUUAACAAACGCAGAGAUCAGAAACUCACAGUGUUUACAAAGAUGACGUCGAGGAAAUGAGUGAAGAAAUUAUUUAAAACAGUCCUCCUCCUCCUCCUCCCUGAUGUUUCAGACCAGAGACUGUAUAUGUGAUUAUAUUAUAUUAUAUAUAUGUUUAUAUAUUAUAUAUUCUAUAUCCAGUCUGUGUCUGAGACCAUAGACUGUAUAUGUGAUUAUAUUAUAUUAUAUAUAUAUGUUUAUAUAUUAUAUAUUCUAUGUCCAGUCUGUGUCUGAGACGGUCUGUGUUUCUGGUUCGUGUUUGUUUCCCUCCCUUUUGCUCACGUUUGUGUGCUUGGCUGCUUUGCAAAGUUGCUUCCUGCUGCAUGAACGGUUUUCAGUGACUCAGCAAUAAUGAAGGUUUAACAUGAAAAACCUGAACGUGAACUAAAGUCUCAGAAAAAUCUACUCUGGACUCUGAGUAAAUCCGUCUGAACAGUGUGAACGUGUUCACCUGAACUUUACUCCUAAAGACGUUCAGUUUUUAACACUUUAACACGGUUCAGGUUCAUUCUGUCCAAAAUUAACAUCUAACAACAGAGUCUCCUGGUCCUGGUCCUGGUCCUGGUCCUGGUCCCGGUCCUGGUCCAGAUAGAGAGCCUCCGUGAUCCAAGCUCAGAAAUUCGAUCCAGUCUUGUUAAAUUUGAUCGCUGAGGGUCGAUACGAUCGAGUGGAUUAUGUUCUUAUAUAGAUAUAUGUAGAUGUACUGCUUAGUCCACAGGGGGGCGCCACAUAGUCCCUCAGAGGGGGGUAUCAUACUUUUCCACAUUUACAACAAAAACUGCAAAGUUACAAACGAGGAGGUAAAAGUUUGUUUGUCUGUGAUCUUCGAAGUCUAGAGUCUGAGAGAAAGACUAGAUUCCUCCUCUUUAAAGACAGAGUCUCAUAUUUAAAACCUUUAAUUCUAACCUGAUGUGAACCCUCCAGAACCUGAUCCAUCACUCAGUCCUCUUCAGGUUUAUUUUUCUAUAAACCGCAGAGUUCCUCUCGGUGUUUAUCGGGUUAAUGGGUGACGGUGGAGGAGGGUGGAGGACGGUGUGUGUGUUCUGUGUGUGGAGAGUAACUCAGACGUGUCUGUGGAUGUUUCAGGGAUGGGGAAGGAGGUGGAGAACCUGCUGACGGAGAACAAACAGCUCCUGGAGACCAAGUAAGAGCUGUUGUUCAUGUCUUUGUUUCUCCUCGGAGCUGCAGACAGAUUCAGGUUUUCAUGUUGGACAGACGUCUGAAGGAUCUACUGACGUCUCUUUCUUUUCCGUGACAGAAACGCUCUGAACAUCGUGAAGAACGACCUCAUCGCCAAAGUGGACGAGCUGUCGGGGGAGCAGGAGGUGCUGAGGGAGGAGCUGGAGGCCGUGAGGCAGUCCAAGAACAAGGUGGACGCCCGAGUCAAGGAGCUGGAGGAGGAACUCAAGAGGUGAAGUUCCAGACUCUGAUGUUUUUAUUGGGAUGAAUCUUAAACUAAAGAAACUGAAUCGUCUCUCAGGAGGAACGUGGAGGUGUGAGGAGGUCAUGAACUUCCUCCUCAGGUGAAUCAGUCGGUUUGUUUUUGUGUCUCAGGUUACGAGCCGAAGCUCUCGGUGCGUCUCGGGACUCAAAGGACGAAGGCGGCGAUGAUGUGAGUGAAACGACGUGUUUUUAUGGAGUUUUCAUCGUUUAUUCUCCGUCUGGUUAACUCGCUCUCUUCUGCCCUCAGUUCUCGUCUCCCAUGCAGGACGGCGACAUGACGAUGACGCAGCGGCGGCGUUUCACGCGGGUGGAGAUGGCACGCGUUCUGAUGGAGAGGAAUCAGUACAAAGAGAGGCUGAUGGAGCUGCAGGAGGCGGUGCGGUGGACGGAGAUGAUCAGGUAGAUGGUGGGGAUGGGGACUGGUUUCAGAGAAGUUCUGGAGAUGUUCUGGUCUUCUCCGACCUUCACUCGCUCCUUCCUGUCUCCUCAGGGCGUCCCGGGAGAGUCCUCCGAUCCAGGAGAAGAAGAAGUCCACCAUCUGGCAGUUGUAAGUUUCUCCUCUCCUGCAGGUUUCCUCUAAAAUCUCUCUGAUGACUGAGUCCUUCAAUCUUCUCCUCUCCUCCUCCUCCUCCUCCAGCUUCGCUCGUCUCUUCAGCUCCUCCUCCAGCCCUCCGCCCGUCAAACGGCCGUACUACAGCGUCAACAUCCACUACAAGUCACCCUCGCCGGCCGGUUUCUCUCAGCGCCGCAGCCACACCAUGUGUCAGAUCUCCACCUCCAACCGGACGCUGGAGUUCUUCCCUGAAGAGUGAGCAGAGACCUUCACUAAACACACACACCACACCUGAGACCUGCUCUCACCUGGUCUCACCUGGUCUUACCUGGUCUUACCUGGUCUUACCUGGUCUCACCUGGUCUCACCGGGUCUCACCUGGUCUCACCUGGUCUUAACUGGUCUCACCUGGUCUCACCUGGUCUCACCAGGUCUCACCUGGUCUUACCGGGUCUCACCUGGUCUCACCGGGUCUCACCUGGUCUCACCUGGUCUCACCGGGUCUCACCUGGUCUCAUAGGGUCUCACCUGGUCUCACCUGGUCUCACCUAGUCUCACCGGGUCUCACCUGGUCUCACCUGGUCUCACCUGGUCUUACCGGGUCUCACCUGGUCUCACCGGGUCUCACCUGGUCUCACCUGGUCUCACCUGGUCUCACCGGGUCUCACCUGGUCUUACCGGGUCUCACCUGGUCUCACCUGGUCUCACCUGGUCUUACCUGGUCUCACCUGGUCUCACCUGCUCUCACCGGGUCUCACCUGGUCUCACCUGGUCUCACCUGGUCUUACCUGGUCUCACCUGGUCUCACCGGGUCUCACCUGGUCUCACCGGGUCUCACCUGGUCUCACCUGGUCUCACCGGGUCUUACCUGGUCUUACCUGGUCUCACCUGGUCUCACCUGGUCUCACCGGGUCUCACCUGGUCUCACCUGGUCUCACCUGGUCUCACCUGGUCUCACCUGGUCUCACCGGGUCUCACCUGGUCUCACCGGGUCUCACCAGGUCUCACCUGGUCUCACCUGCUCUCACCUGGUCUCACCUGGUCUCACCUGGUCUCACCGGGUCUCACCUGCACUUCCCUGGUCUCACCUGGUCUCACCUGGUCUCACCGGGUCUCACCUGGUCUCACCUUGUCUUACCUGGUCUCACCGGGUCUCACCUGGUCUCACCUGGUCUCACCUGGUGUUACCUGGUCUCACCUGGUCUCACCUGGUCUCACCGGGUCUCAUAAUCCGCUCUGAGCGCCUGCCGUGUUGCUCGCUCGCUCGCUGGCUUGCAGCAGCUUCAGAGGUUCACGCUCUCGGCUGGUUCUUGGAGGAUCUGGUCUUUCUAACCUCUAACAGGACUGGAUGGUAUCUUGUGUGUUUGCCGUCAGUCUGUCUGUCUAGGUUAAUCCAGAGUCCCCGCCCCCUUCCUCUCCGGUCUUCACAGAGUUUAUAACCUGCAGAUAAAAACUCUCUCAGGUUUAGUUCUGAUGAUGUUUGAUCUUGGUUUUCAUAGAGAGGAAGGAUCUUCUCAUGAGUUUCAGACUUUAGAUGGUCUGGACUUGGACCUGGAUCACCUGCUGCAGCUUUCUCUCCUCCUCUUCCUCUUCCUCUUCUUCUUCAUCAUCUUCUUCUUCUCUCGCUGUUGGCUGGCUCGGCUGCUAAUGCUUCGCUCUUCCUCUCUUCCUCCCUCUCUUCUUCCUCCCUCUCUCCCUCCAUCGCUUCCAGACUGGCGAGUAACGGUGUUGCGUCUCUCCUCAGCGACUCUGCGCUCUUGGCCCGCAGAGAGCAGCGGCGUGAACAGUACCGGCAGGUCCGCGAGCACAUGCGCCGCGACGACGGCAUCAUGCAGGCCUGUGGGUGGAGCGUGCCGUCCCGCUUUAAACAGGUGCACACACACACACACACACACACACACACACACACACACACACACACACACACACACACACACACACACACAUCUGAACCUCUAAGUUAAACAGGAAUUCACUGAUGGAUCAAACAUUUCAAAAUAAAAACCUUAAAAGAAUCGAUUUGAUGAGGUCGAGUCUCGUCCAGAGAAGUUUAAAUGUGACGAUGAGGAACAGAAAGAGUUAGUCUGGUUUGUCACUAAAGUUCAUGGACUCACGAGUUUCUUCGUCUCUCAUCAGUUUGUGUUUUUUAUCGUUCUUCUGUAAAUGAGUUUGUUCUUUAAUUCUGAUGAUAUUUGAUGGAGAAGAUGAUCCUGACCGCUCCAGUCUGAAGACGCCCCUCAGUCCUUCAGCUCAGACUCUGAUCAGGUCUGCUGGUUUAUCCUGGAUCUUUAUUAAAGGGAUAUUCUGUCAUAAAUGAAUUUAGGGUCAAACCCACCGUAACACCGAGUUAGACCCCCCCUCCAGAGAUGAAUGUUGUCGACCUCUUUCUUCUCUAGUUAUACCAACUUUAGUAACGACUGCAGGAUAGAAAUACAGAGAGGUCUGAGGAGACAUAAACAAACCUCAACCAGAACUGAGAGUUUGACCCUGAAUUAAUGACAGACUGUCCCUUUAAUGACUGACUGCAGUUAUCGUUAUAGAUGUUCACACAGCGACACUGUUGUGAUUAUAGACCUGGUCGGUGAGAACAUCUAACAUAGACACUCCUCUGAGAUCUGAAGGGAUCAGGUCUUAUCCUGAAGUCUGAACCUGUUUCUCUGAGAGGAGCAGAGACCUCUGAGGUCUUCAGGGGGGUCUGUAGACCUGUAGACUUGUAGACCUGUAGACCGGUCCUCAGACUCUGUGGGGUUCUGCUCAGGUGUGUUGGUUGGUUGGUAGGCAGGCGGCUCUAACUCUGGUCUCCCACAGACUGGAGGUCAGACGGACAGCGCUCAGGACAGCCCGCUGAAGAGACAACAGGCAAGUGAGACCGACAGAGUCCCAGCAUGCACCUUUAACCUUUGACCUCCUCGAACCCAGAACUAAAGAUACUGAAGAAAACAUCCAGAGAAGUCCAGAUCCUGGACUGAGGGAGUCUUUGUUAGACCAGGACCUCUAAAGAUCAGAUCUGACCUGCAUGAAUGAAGGUUUUAUUUUGAAGGCAUGAUUUCUCUGCAGAUGUUCGUCUCAUGACGACAUCUCUGAUUAACUCCUCUGACUGUGUUUCUGCAACCUUUAACCUUUGACCUUUGACCUCUGUCUGUCUCAACCUGCCCGACUCAACCUGUUGAUUUUGUCCUGAUUGACUCAUUUCUACUUUGAAGGAAAAACCCACUCUGAACAUCUCUGAGGAACGUCAGGUCCUCCUCCUCGUUUUCUUAUUUCAGGUCAUAAAACGUUGAUAAACUCGUUUAAACUCAUUGAUCCGAUCGUCUCAAAGUUAACGGUGGUGUUUCCUGCACCGCUGGGAUGAAGUCAAAGAUCAGGAGAAGCUGGAGGAGGAAGAUGAAGAUCUGCAGGAGUGGAUUUUUCCUUCGUGGAUUUUGUCCAAAUUUUGUUAAAUCAGAGAGAAAUCGUUUAAAAAGUCAGAUUUAGUUUCUGAUCCUGAUUUAUCCUGAUAGAACGAUGAACCUUCAGAAGGUCUCAGUCAUGGUGACUCUGGUUCUCUGUGAAGGAGGACCGAUCAGAGCGAAGGUUCAGACUCUGGAGGUUCUGGUUUAUUUUCGUUUCUUUGUUCUUCUCCUGAGCGGUUUUUACUUCUGCCUUUAGACCACCAGUGAGAAGGAGGACAACCGCAUGAAGAACGUCCCCGUCCCCGUUUACUGUCGCCCCCUGGUGGAGAAAGACCCCAACAGGAAGGUGAGAAACAGGAAACAGGAAACAAGCUUUAAGAGACUAAAUUUACCUCAGAGAGGAAGUCCAGCUCUGGUCAAAGUUCCUCCGUCCUGCAGAGAUGAUCGAUGUUCGACCUCAGAGAUGAUUGAUGUUCGACCUCAGAGAUGAUCGAUGUUCGACCUCUCGUCUGUUUGUAGUUGUGGUGCGCAGCAGGAGUCGACCUCACAGGAUGGAGAGCCAUUACCCAGGAGCCUCUGCAGACCAAAGCGCCAUCAGGCAGCGGCGACCCGCUUCAGGCCGAAGAGGACGGAGCGGACAAGAAGAGCCACAGCUCCCCAGAGAAGAGGAAGGUACGAGAACUUCAGAGGAGGUUUGGUGGUGAGGAUGAGUCCUGGAUCCAGAUCUGACUCUCUCCUGUCCCCACAGUCCAAGGAGCUUCAGGAAACCGACACCAUGAGCAGCCGGGUCUGGAUCCUCACCAGCACGCACUCCGCCAGCAAGGUGGUGAUCAUCGACGCCAACCAGCCGGGCUCGCUGGUCGACCAGUUCAACGUCUGCAACGCCCACGUCCUCUGCAUCUCCAGCGUACCAGGUGAGUCAACAAGUCCUGUCCAAACCAGCUCUUCUGGUACCGGUUCUGACCUGUUCCUGGUCCGUACUCAGUGCCCCUGUUUGUGUUUCUGCGUCAGCCGCCAGUGAGAGCGACUAUCCCGCAGGUGAGAUCGUGUUGGAUCCAGGUGACAGAGGAGCAGGUGGAGGCGAGGACACCGGCAGCGUGGAGGGCAUGUUGGCCGGGAUCACCCUGGUGGGCUGCGCCACAAACUGCAGCGUCGCCCGUAGCAACUGCUCCUCACGCACGGACACGCCCAUCAUGGACAAAGGACAAGGUACGUGAACAAAACUCAGAUGUUCUGACGGUCCUCUCCGGGUGGAGGACCGACUUUAGACCAGGUGGAGGGUUUCAGGUCUUGUCUUGGUCUUUUGUUGCUGUAGCUCCGACUGCGCCCCCCAUGAACGGGAAGAUCCACCCCGCUCAGUCAGCCGAGGAGGCCACAGAAGCCACCGAGGUCUCCGAGACCACGACCGGCCACACGGAGCACGGACCCCCGGGACCGUUUACUGAACACGUCUUCACCGACCCCCCACCUCGACCAGCAGACCCCUCAGAGAGGUACGAGGACAGGGACUACCGUAAAUCCUCAAAUAUAUGAGCAAGGUCCUUCUGGGCUGUUACUGCUGAAGGUGUCAGGCCUUCAAAAGAGGCAGAGCGAGUAUCACCAAGUAAUAGAGGACGGCCUCCAGUGGUCAAAGGAGGAACUGCAGCUUCCUCUUACCCCCAAUGUCCACCGAUUCCGGAAUGGCGGCGAUUUUCACCAUCCGUCAAUUCUUACAGACAGCAGUAAUCACGAGAACUCACAAGAUCCCGCAGAUUCACGUUCAAUCACGUGAUAACGAGUUGUCUCUCUAAAGACAGACACAUAGACAUACAAGCAGUAGAUUGUGUCCUUCCAGAGGAGGAAAUCUACUUCUAGACUUCUAGAAUCAGCAUCUCCUCAUCCAUGGUGUCAUCGGGGUGAAAUGACGUCUAAAAACCUUUCACUUGUUCGUCUCCACCCGUUUGCAUGGUGUGAAAUACGAUCCUCCUGAAACACAGAGUGUUUUAUUUUGAAAAGAAGCCAGAUGUUUUAUUUUGUGUCUGUGCCCGACUUCCUUUCCAGCACGGGUUAAUCUGUGCUGAAUUUAUCCGCCAUGCUCCGGCGUCCAGAAAAACUAGAACUCUUGUGAUCAGCUGAGGAGUCCGGCGAUCCGCAGAGGAACGGAAAGAAGUCGGUGUAAAUUGACACGUUAACUUGAAUGGUUACGAUCAGCUACGAUCGGAGGAUACGACCUUUUAGGAGACGAUCAGGAUGAAGGUGGAGGUCGGGGGUCAGUGUAAACUCUUAAUGAGACAAACUGUCUUCGUCCAAUCAGGAGCUCAGGUCAGUCCAAAGAGGAGAACUCUCAGCCUCCAGAGUCGGAGGACGCCGGAGACGAGACCAAGAACUUCACCAGUGUGGCGCCGACCAUGUGGCUCGGAGCGCAGAACGGAUGGUGAGAGCGUCAUAAUAUCUGCACACGCAGUCACUGCCUCGCCGCGCCACAUUAGAGUCACACUAAAGCCUUUGACCUCUUUGACCUCUGCUCUCUCUCUCUCUCUCUCUCUCUCUCUCUCUCUCUCUCUGAAGGCUCUACGUUCACUCGGCCGUGGGAAACUGGAAGAAGUGUCUCCACUCCAUCAAGCUCAAAGACUCGGUGCUCAGCCUGGUGUAAGUGGACUCAGCCGAGGACCUGUAUCUGGGUCUGAGAUCUUUGAUCAAGUGUUUCUCCAUCAGACUCUCUCCCUCUCUCUCUCUCUCUCUCUCUCUCUCUCUCUCUCUCUCUCUCUCUCUCUCUCUCUCUCUCUCUCUCUCUCUCUCUCUCUGUUUUCUCUCUCUCUCUCUCUCUGUUUUCUCUCUCUCUCUCUCUCUCUCUCUCUGUUUUUCUCUCUCUCUCUCUCUCUCUCUCUCUCUCUGUUUUCUCUCUCUCUCUCUCUCUCUCUCUCUCUCUCUCUCUCUCUCUCUCUCUCUCUCUCUCUCUCUCUCUCUCUCUCUCUCUCUCUCUCUCUCUCUCUCUCUCUCUCUCUCUCUCUCUCUCUCUCUGUCUCUCUCUCUCUCUCUCUCUCUCUCUCUCUCUCUCUCUCUCUCCCUCUCUCUCUCUCUGUUUUCUCUCUCUCUCUCUCUCUCUCUCUCUCUCUCUCUCUCUCUCUCUCUCUGACUGCAGGCACGUCAAAGGUCGAGUGCUGGUCGCCCUCGCCGACGGGACCCUCGCCAUCUUCCACAGAGCAGAGGGUGAGUGAUGGUUCCUGUGAUGAGCGGAGAUGUUGAGGAGCUCUCCUGAAGGUCAAACUUCUUCUUCUUCUGUGUUUGUUGAUCAGACGGUCAGUGGGACUUCUCAAACUACCACCUCAUGGAUCUGGGUCGACCUCAUCACUCCAUCCGCUGCAUGGCCGUGGUCCACGACAAGGUCUGGUGCGGCUACAAGAACAAAAUCCACGUCAUCCAGCCCAAGAGCAUGCAGAUCGAGGCGAGUCACGACCCUGCGGACCAAUCGUGUCCCCGAACAACCAUCGGUUACUGUCCGCCAUCUUUGAAAUGUGAGUUAAAGGUUAAUGUUCUGGUCGUUUUGACGCUCCGCAGAAAUCCUUCGACGCCCACCCCCGCAGGGAGAGUCAGGUACGGCAGCUAGCGUGGAUCGGUGACGGCGUUUGGGUGUCGAUCCGGUUAGACUCGACCCUGCGUCUGUAUCACGCUCACACACACCAGCACCUCCAGGACGUCGACAUCGAGCCCUACGUCAGCAAAAUGUUGGGUGAGCGCCGUCCCUGUCUUCAUGGUCGUGUUUUUAAAGGUUUUUUUCUCGUGGUCAUGGCGUCUCUUUAGACUUGAUUCAGAUUCGUUUUGUUUCUCGCAGGAACUGGAAAGUUGGGCUUCUCCUUCGUGAGGAUCACGGCUCUUCUGAUUGGUGGAAACCGUCUGUGGGUGGGAACAGGAAACGGCGUGAUCAUCUCCAUCCCGCUGACAGAGAGUGAGUCGAUGACACGAACAAACGGGAGACGAGAAAAUCUCAGUUAUUCUAAAGAAAUCAGUGUCUAAAAAAACAACAGAGGUCAAUUUAUUGAUCGGUUAUUGAUUAAUGAUGAACUGACCAAUCAGGACUCUCCAGUCUCCUCUCUGUCCUCCUUUCACCCUGUGAGCUCCUCGUCUUUCUCUCCUGCCUCCUCUCAGCGCUCUCGCUCUUCACUGAGAGUCUCAACUUUAACUCUUCUUCUCUUCUCCUCCUCCUCCUCCUCCUCCUCCUCCUCCUCCUUCUUCUCCUCUUCCUCCUCCUCCUCCACCUCCUCCUCCUCCUGUAGCGGUGGUCCUUCACCGUGGACAGCUCCUUGGUGUGAGGGGUAAGUGGGAGCGCUCUCUCCUCCUCCUCCUCCUCCUCCUCCUCUUUUUUUUGUCCCUCCUUCAGACCUUCACGUCUUCCUGAAGUUUCUUCGUUAAGCGAGUUCAGAGCUCGUCAGGUUCUUCUUAGAGAGUUCGUUAAAUCCUGAACAUGACCUCCAGGAGAUCAGACGAGUUCUCCUCGUGACCUUUUCUUUCUUUUGCAUGAAGGAGAUGUUUUUCAGUUUGUUCUGAGGUCACCUUCGUCUCGUUUCUCAUUUUCAGUUUUUAAAUUGUUGAUUUUCUGUUUCCUGCGUCGUCGUCCUCCUCCUGCUCUGAUUGGUUUAUAACUCUCUGGUUUCUCCUCCCUCAGCCAAUAAGGUGUCUCCAACAUCGUCGGGUGGAGUGAUCCACGUCUACGGAGACGACGGCUCGGAGAAGAGCAGCGGCAGCUUCAUCCCGUACUGCUCCAUGGCUCAGGCUCAGCUCUGUUUCCAUGGACACCGGGACGCCGUCAAGUUCUUCGUCUCUGUACCCGGUAGGUACCGCGCCGACUCGGACCUGGUCCUGAAAAAGACUCAAAUCCUUCAUCAUCACGGCGUUACGACCGAAUAUCUGAUUUACCAUCAGAGAGGAUAAAGUUUAACCUGUGUGUGUGUGUGUGUGUGACAGGAAAUGUCCUCGCCACCCUGAACGGCAGCGUGUUGGACAGUCCGUCAGAGACUCAGGGCUCCACGGCGCCCCAAGAGACGGAGGCCCAGAGUGUCCAAAACGUGCUGGUGCUGAGCGGAGGAGAGGGAUACAUCGACUUCCGUAUCGGUGAGAAAAUCACUGCAGAAACACACACACACGCAGCUGCAGGUCCUCGUGUGUCCACUAGAGGCCGUCUCUGAGCGCUUACACAUGUGGCUUUAAAGAUAACUCUUUUAUUUUUCUGAACCUUCAUCAGAUUUUUGAAAAUCCUGAACAAACUCAAAUGAAAUAAAGCGGCUGUUUAAAUAAAAGUAAAGACUCUGGAGAAGAACUAACUCUCUACGUUCUGUAACACAACUAUAGUCCCAGUACAGAAGCAGAUAUGAUAUAUGGAGGAAUAUAAUAUAUGAUAAUUAUAUGGACUCAUGAACAUGAAUCAUCUAAACGUCUAAAUAUUUGUGUUUAUGUAUUAAAAUUAAAGGAUGUGAUCAGGUUUAGUUCUUUUUUAACCUUCUAGUUGUAAAUCUGUGAGUGCUGCCUCCUGGUGGUCACAAAGACAACUGCAAGACAGAAUCAGUUGCAGUUUUCAUUUUUGACCACUAGAGGGCAUCAAACCUGCAGUGAGCUCACCUGUGUUUCCUCUGGAGGUGAAGCUCACCUGUCCUCCUCUUCCUCCUCUUCCUCCUCUUCCUCCUCAGGUGACGGAGAAGACGAUGAGACCGAGGAGGGCGAGAACAACGGCGGCGGCGGUGCUUCGCAGAUGAAACCUGCACUGUGCAAAGCUGAGCGGAGCCACAUCAUCGUCUGGCAGGUGUCUUACAUACCUGAGUGA
This is a messenger RNA of Xyrichtys novacula (pearly razorfish), 27717 nucleotides long. The record is from the annotation of a GenBank genome assembly. Lineage: Eukaryota; Metazoa; Chordata; Actinopteri; Labriformes; Labridae.